CUGGAAGCACUAAUGGCGGCUAGGGAGCAAGCAGCGGAAGCACACACUCAAGACACUACCGAUGAACCCCCACCGCAAAAGCACACUCUCUCCCAGAGCCGACAACCGGCACCAUCUAGGACGGGGCUCCCGGCCCAAACGACGGACCUUGCUACAUACGGAGCACCGCCGGAACA
Pelobates cultripes (western spadefoot toad) is the source of this 176-nucleotide messenger RNA. NCBI's taxonomy places the organism in Eukaryota, Metazoa, Chordata, Amphibia, Anura, Pelobatidae. The record is from the annotation of a GenBank genome assembly.